AUUGGCUUCCAUCUUCUCCUCUCCUCCUUUUUUCUUGAACAAUUCCUCCUUCCUCCGUUGUCCUAUUCUUUUGCAUUUUUUUCCACCCUAUAAUAUUUAGUCAACUAACAUAUAUGAGAAAACACCGUCAAGAAGGAUAAAAAAACCACAAAGGUUGUAAACAAGAGAGAAAAAAACACACCAGAGAAGCUGCUCUCAGCUGCUUUUUCUUCUUCCCACCCCACACAUCCCCAAAAGCCAAACCCCAUUCUUUACUCUCCUCCAAGAAAACCAGCACCACAAACCCUAAACAAACACACACAUACCCUCUUCUGGUCUUCUCCUCCUCUCCUCUUCCUCCGGCCUAUUAUCAUCAUCACGAGCACCACUUCUUCUCUUGCAUCUCCAAUUUCUUAAUAUUAUCGAGAAUGGCAGGACUUGAUUUGGGAGCCAGCUCCUACCUUCAUCACCACCACCACAACCUUCACCUCAGCCACGAUGACGCUGCCGGCGGCUCGGAUGACGGCCAGGACGCACUCUCUCCGGGCAGCGGUGGGGGAGGGAGCACUGCUGGAGGCGCAGGGAUAGGCGGUGGGGAGGUUGUCGGUCGACGCCCGCGCGGCCGACCUCCGGGAUCCAAGAACAAGCCCAAGCCGCCUGUGAUCAUCACCAGGGAGAGCGCUAACGCGCUGAGGGCGCACAUCCUCGAGGUCGCCGCCGGGUGCGACGUCUUCGAGGCGCUUACCGCCUACGCGCGCCGCCGGCAGCGGGGCAUCUGUGUGCUCUCCGCGGCGGGGACUGUCACGAACGUGACUCUCCGGCAGCCACAGUCUGCACAGACCGGGCCGACUUCGUCGCCGGUAGCUACGCUCCAUGGCAGGUUCGAGAUACUCUCCCUCGCCGGCUCCUUUCUCCCGCCUCCAGCGCCGCCGGGGGCCACCAGCCUCUCGGCCUUCCUUGCUGGCGGGCAGGGACAGGUGGUUGGCGGCAGCGUGGCCGGCGCACUCGUCGCUGCCGGGCCGGUGGUCGUGGUGGCCGCAUCGUUCAGCAACGUGGCCUAUGAGAGACUUCCUCUAGAGGAAGGCGAUGAGGUUGUCCCUCCGCCGGUGCCUGACCAGGCUGGCGGGGGCAUGCCGUUCGGCGCUGAUCCGUCGGGCGGCGCCGCGGCUGGUGGGCUUCCGUUCUUUAACCAGCUGCCGAUGGGUAUGCCACCAAUGCCGAUGGACGGCCACAAUGGCUGGCCUGGCGCCGUCGGUGGUGUCGGGAGGCCGCCCUUCUCGUGACCGAUCUUGGCCGGCCGUGAAGACAGCAGGUGCGUGGGAGGACAUGGACAUGUGUAAAACAAGUAGGCUCUAUUUAUUUUCACUGUCAAUUGGUUCUCUUGUUCUUUACUUCUUAAUUUGUGAUGGUUCUCUCUCAUGUUUUUUUGUGUUAACCUGUAUGAGACUUAAUCGGUGUUAAUUGUUGGUCCGCGUGCUCGUUUCAUUGCAAUAUGUUCUCAGGACAUGCACUCAUAAAUUCAUCAAAUUAAGUUAGUGUUGUUGUGUUCA
Molecule: messenger RNA, 1529 nt
Organism: Lolium perenne
Lineage: Eukaryota; Viridiplantae; Streptophyta; Magnoliopsida; Poales; Poaceae
Product: AT-hook motif nuclear-localized protein 21
Cellular component (GO): nucleus
Molecular function (GO): minor groove of adenine-thymine-rich DNA binding; DNA-binding transcription factor activity
Source: RefSeq, a predicted model, not a curated record